Pelagomonas calceolata is the source of this 1215-nucleotide messenger RNA. The record is from the annotation of a GenBank genome assembly. Lineage: Eukaryota; Pelagophyceae; Pelagomonadales; Pelagomonadaceae.
AUGGCCCGCAGGAACGCCUGCGAGGAGGUCUCCCUCAAGUCGUCGUACGCGUUGGUGGCGGCGGGCGUCGUCCUGGGCAGCCUAGCGCACGGCGGUGCGUUGUACUGGUGUCUGGUGCUGAUGGUCGCAUUGUUCGCGGCCGCGGUCAGCGUCUACCGGGCUUUGGUGGAAGAAAACGCGCGCCUCUACUUCGAGAAGCGCGAAAAAAGCGCGCCGUUUAUUAGAAUUCUGAUCCGAGCGUUAGUCGAGGGCCCCGACGAGUCGAGGAGAGAGGCGGCGCGCGACCUCGCGACGAGGGCCGCGGAGAAGGCGUUCGACCGCGACCUCAUCGCGUCCGAGGGCGCCUGCCCGCCGCUCGUCGAACUAUGUAGGAGGGGGGCGACGGACGAGACGCGCGGCGCGGCGGCCGCGGCGCUCGGGAACCUCGCGGCGAACGCUUUGAUACGAAAGCGCACGCUGCCGGCGAGCGGCGCCGUCGACGCGCUGCUCGCGCUGUGUCGGAGCCCCUGUGAUGAUGGAGACGGCGCGCGGUCGGCCUGCACGGCUUUACGGAACAUGGCCUUCGACGCGGGGACGAAAACCAUGAUCGCGGAGGCGGGCGGCGUCGAGGUCGCCUGUUCCUUAUUGCGGGCCGGCGCCACGCAGUCGCGGAGCGGCCCCUACGCACUACAAGCCGCCGCGCUCCUGGGGACGCUCUGCUGGGGCUCCGCGGCCUCGAAAAAACAGGCCGUGUCCUGCAAAGCCGUCGCGCCGCUCGCCAAGCUCGUCGCGGCCUUCGCGACGGACGAGGCCGCCGCGACGGCCGCGGCCUUCGCGCUGCGGCACAUCGCGGCCGACGGCGCGACGCGGGGCGCCGCCGCGGCUACGGACGUCGUCGCCGUUUUAUCAAGAUGCGCGCGGUCCGACGGCUCCGCGGGCGCCCAGGCCCGCAGCGCCCUCCGCGAGCUCGCCGCCGACGAGGCCGCCUUGGUCGCGAUGGGGCAAUGCGGCGGCUUCCACGCGUGCGCCGCUUCAUUAGAACGGGGCGACGGCGACGGCGCCGACGCCGCGGCCGUCCUCUGGGCCGGGUCCUCGAAGAAGGCCUCGCUGACGGACGUCGCGCGGGCCCUCGACGUGCGGUCGAGCCGCGGGCCCGCGAUCGGCCGCGACGUCGACCUCGCCAUCCGGGCGCUGCUCCGGCGGACGCGCAGUAAGGCGGGGAAGAAGGACGCGUAG